AUGGCUAGUAGAGGUAGAGGAAAGGAUAAACUGAAAAAGAGUGAAGAUGGAUGGGAAGAAUGGGGUGGUUAUAUGAAAGCUAAACAAGAGAAGUUACGACAACAGUAUGCUAAAAAUGGGUUGAAAUCAGAGAUAUUUAAAGGAAUAUCAAUAUAUGUAAAUGGAUAUACUAAGCCAUCUUCAGAUGAACUAAAGAGAAUGGUAAUAGAGAAUGGAGGAAUGUAUCAACAUUAUUUAUACAAAUUACAAGUUACACAUAUUAUAGCUACCAGUAUGGCGAAUAGUAAAAUAUCUAAGGAUUUAAAACAUAUGAAAAUAGUUAAACCAGAAUGGAUUACUGAUAGUAUAUCAUGUGGGAAACUGUUAUCAUAUAUCCCCUAUCAACUGUUUACAGCACAAUCUCGAUUACAGUCUGGUAUUGGUGGCUUUUCUGUUCCUAAAUCAUCCAUAUCUACAGAAGAAGACAGUGAAGUCAAAACUACCGUAUCCAAAUCCCAAAUUAACCAGUACAGAAAUUUCACUGAGGAUGUUGAGGUCUGCCCAGACUCUGAUCUUUCUGAUGAAGAUGAUUCCAUUUUAGGAAACCAGUUUGAAGAAGGUGAAAGUGAUGGAAAUUUGUCAGAUAAUAAUAAUUUGUCAGAAAUGUUUGUGCGAAGAGGUUCCGAAGAAAAUGGUUCUGCAAAGGAUAAUAACCAUGAGCAAGCUGUAAAACGUUCAUUGUCAUUGAAAAAAGACAGGAUAAAAUCUCAAUAUUCAGAGAGUAGAUCCUUAGACCAAUCCAACUCUGUCUCAAAUUUAGAAUCUCCUUACAAAUUAGAUCCAUCUAAAGCUCUAAAUGUUUCAAAUACCGGUACCUCAAAAGGACACUCACCGGCUAAAAUGGCCAAAGCAGGAGAUUCUAACUUUCUGUCUGAAUUUUAUGGCAAUUCACGUUUACAUCAUCUAUCAACAUGGGGAGCUGAGUGGAAAGCAUAUGUUACCAAGCUACAAUCGGAAAAUUCUGAUAAUUUUCCUGGCCGAGACAAGUUACGAGAAUUCCAUCAAGAAUCCUUGUUAAGAACUGGUGAAUCUGAAUCUCAUGCAUCUGUACGAGGAAGACCAGAACGUGUUAUUAUGCAUAUUGAUAUGGACUGUUUCUUUGUUUCUGUUGGUCUAUUGGAUAGACCAGAUCUAAGAGGUAAACCAGUUGGUGUUACACAUUCUAAAAAUAAAGGAAUGUCAGCCCCAAUCCCUGGAUCAGAUCCUCACUUUGAAAUGCAGCAAUGGCAUUUAAAAGGCAAGAAAAAACUUGGUGAUGUCUAUGAGAAGCUUCCAGUAGAUUUACAAUCAUUUGAUACUUUUACAUCAAUGGCAGAAAUAGCUUCUUGUAGUUAUGAAGCCCGAAAGGCUGGAGUUAAAAAUGGCAUGUUCAUGGGGCCAGCUAAAAAACUUUGUCCAGAACUUCAAACGAUACCAUAUAAUUUUGAGAAAUAUCAAGAAAUAUCCACAAUAUUAUAUGACACAGUUGCGAGCUAUACCCAUGAUAUAGAAGCUGUAAGUUGUGAUGAAAUGUUGGUAGAUUGUACAGACUUACUCUCUGAUACUGGAGUUACACCACUAGACUUUACCUCAAUAUUACGCCAAGAAAUAUAUACUAAAUCUGGUUGUACUGCAUCUACUGGAUUAGGAUCAAAUGUACUACUAGCCAAGUUAGCUACCAGGAAUGCCAAACCUAAUGGACAGUAUUAUGUAGAGAGUUAUGAUGUUCUAGAGUUUAUUAAAGAUGUCUCUGUUAGAGAUCUACCAGGUGUUGGGUGGUCUAUGAACAGGAAGUUAUCCAAUAUGAAUGUUAAAACUUGUGGUGAUUUGCAGAGUGUGCCAUUAUCAACAUUACAGAAAGAGUUUGGUUCCAAAACAGGUCAAUCCUUGUAUAAUUCUUGUCGAGGAAUUGAUGAUAGACCAAUUAAAAUGGAGAAUGAAAGGAAAUCGGUGUCUGCUGAAAUUAAUUAUGGGAUCAGAUUUCAAAAAGAACAUGAAUGUGUCAAGUUCUUUAAUGAUUUGUCAGAGGAAGUUCAUAAUCGUCUUCAGAAAGUCAAACGAAAAGGAAAAGUUGUUACUUUAAAGCUCAAAGUACGUAGAGAAGAUGCUCCUAAAGAAACAGCAAAAUUCAUGGGGCAUGGUAUCUGUAACAGUUUAUCUAGAUCUAUAACUCUACCUCUAGCCACUGAUGAUGCUAGUUGUAUAGCCAAGGAAUCUCUUAUGCUUUUACAUGCUUUAAAAGUUGAUGUUACUGAUUUAAGAGGGAUAGGAAUUCAAGUGACCAGACUAGAAGCUGAAGCAGGUAUCAAAUCUGACAAGUCUGCAUGUGGACACCAAAGUAUCCUCAACUUCACUGUUGCCCAGAAAACAUCUCCUGAUAAACCUGCUGGUAAACCAAUUCAAUCUCCUAACAAAAGCCGUAGUGUUAAAACUCUACCAACAAUGGUGCCAAAAAUGAAUGAUAUUGAUGUAUUUCUGCAAAGAUCUUCUGUCCAGAAGGGUGAAAGAGGUGCAUUCAAGGGAGAUAAUGUACCGGAGAUUGAUUCUAAUGCUUAUAAAGAUUUCUAUGGUGAAGAUACUGAGAAGAGGAGUUCAUCUCUAUCUCAAUCUUUGGUGGAAAAACAUCGGAUAACUUUAAUGAGUGGUCAUACUCUAGUGGACGAGUUAUCAAGACGUAAAACAGCAAAAGGAUUUUUACCACCACUACCAACAUUACCUAGUUUUACUUCUCCUGAAUCAACCCCAUCACCACCUGAAUCAGGCUUUCUUCCAUUCUCUACCAGAAGUAACUCCUCAGCAACAGCAAUAUGUUCAACCCUGGAUUUUCUUCCUUCUCCAUCACAGAUAGAUCAAGAGGUGUUAAAAGAACUACCACCAGAUAUACGUCGACAAAUAGAACAGGAAAUAAAAUCUAAACAACCAGACACUAGUAAAUCAUCUACCAUCAUACAUGAUAGUCAAGAGGCGGGUUGUUCUUACUGGCCAGAUCCUGUCACUACUGAUAUGAUAACCAGAUCACCUGAAGAUGAUACACCAAUAGUAGCUUUACCUUCACCAUCACAGAUUGAUUUAGAUUGCUUAAAUGCUUUGCCAAAAGAGUUACAAGAUGAACUGAAGUCUGCUUACAAACAUCAGACAACUCAAGCAGAUAUGCAACACAAAUCACCUACCAAACUAGCAUCUCCCAGUAAAUCCAAGAAAAGUCCACUAUUUAAAGUACCUAAAGGAAGAGCUACAAAGAAACGUAAACUUAGUCCAAAAAAACUAUCUUUCUCAAAUAAGAAGUCAAAAUCAAUUGAACAAAAAGAAGUGGAUCACGAUACUGUAUUGAUUUCUAUAGAAGAUGAUGUGUCAGGUAUUGGUCCUAGACUAACAGAGAAUGCUAGUUUUGAUAAUGAAAAUGUAGCAGAAGCACAACCAGAAACUAAACCAGUUGCUGAAGAAAUUAAUUUAUGUGGUGCUGUACAUAUUAAAGAUGUGAGAAAUUUGUUAAAAGAAUGGCUUAACAGCUGCCCCGUUCCUCAAGAAGAAGAUGUAGAAGUUAUAACUAAUUAUUUAAGUCAACUGAUACUAGAUAAAAAUUUAGAACUGGUAGAUUUAGUACUUAAAGCCUUGAAUAGGUACAUACACAAGUUAAAUAAUAAUGUAUGGAGAAAUUCUCUAAGGCACAUAGUGAAUAAUACACAAUGUUUAAUACAUUCUUUACAUGGUAGUCAACUUAAUAUACAGUAUAUGAAGACUUUGUUGUAA
This is a messenger RNA of Lottia gigantea (owl limpet), 3768 nucleotides long. RefSeq lists its product as hypothetical. NCBI's taxonomy places the organism in Eukaryota, Metazoa, Mollusca, Gastropoda, Lottiidae. The coding region runs from base 1 to 3768 and encodes 1255 amino acids. Gene Ontology annotation, cellular component: nucleus. Gene Ontology annotation, molecular function: DNA-binding transcription factor activity; damaged DNA binding; sequence-specific DNA binding. Gene Ontology annotation, biological process: error-prone translesion synthesis; regulation of DNA-templated transcription; error-free translesion synthesis. The transcript has 18 exons. The record is from RefSeq and is a predicted model, not a curated record.